Messenger RNA from Oxyura jamaicensis (ruddy duck), 10946 nucleotides. It is a transcript of the gene PCGF5, whose product is annotated as polycomb group ring finger 5. The record is from RefSeq and is a predicted model, not a curated record. Gene Ontology annotation, biological process: regulation of transcription by RNA polymerase II. Lineage: Eukaryota; Metazoa; Chordata; Aves; Anseriformes; Anatidae. Bases 324 to 1094 code for a protein of 256 amino acids. Gene Ontology annotation, cellular component: PRC1 complex. The transcript is spliced from 10 exons.
CGCGGCAGCCUGGCGGGGAGGGAGGGAAGGAGGGCGGGAGGGAAGGAGGAGGGCUCGGCGGGGGCGGGAGCCGCACGCCGUUUCCCUUUCUCUUUCGCUCGGCGGCCGCCCGAGGCCGCGGGGCUCCGCCAGGUAUGGGAGCGGCCGGCCUGACGCAGGAGCCCGAGGCAUGAGCCAUGGUCCCCUGAGAGCGCCCGAGCAAAUGCCCGGAGCAGCCCCGCCGCACGGAGCAGCGCCGCAGCUCUGGUGAACCGCGGGCGUCGACGCCUCCCGGAUUUGCUCCGCUGGCCCAGAGCGUUCCGCCAGCCUUCCCUGCCCCACGAAUGGCUACUCAGAGGAAGCACUUGGUGAAAGAUUUCAAUCCCCAUAUCACCUGUUAUAUCUGUAAAGGCUAUCUCAUCAAGCCAACUACGGUAACAGAGUGCCUCCAUACCUUUUGUAAGACUUGUAUUGUUCAGCACUUUGAAGACAGCAAUGACUGUCCCAGGUGUGGCAACCAAGUACACGAGACCAAUCCACUAGAAAUGUUACGGCUGGAUAACACCUUAGAGGAAAUUAUAUUUAAGCUGGUGCCUGGACUUCGAGAGCAGGAACUGCAGCGAGAAAUUGAAUUUUGGAAGAAAAACAAACCUCAAGAAAAUGGACAAGAUGAAAGCCCCAAAGCUGACAAACCCAAAGUAGAUGAGGAAUGUGAUGAAAAUGAAGAAGAUAAAGACUAUCACAGGAGUGACCCACAGAUUGCUAUCUGCCUUGACUGUUUACGCAACAAUGGGCAAUCAGGAGAUAAUGUAGUAAAAGGUUUAAUGAAGAAAUUUAUCCGCUGUUCCACUCGAGUGACUGUGGGAACUAUUAAAAAGUUUCUCAGCUUAAAAUUAAAACUUCCAAGUUCUUACGAGCUGGAUGUACUAUGCAAUGGAGAAAUCAUGGGGAAGGAUCAUACUAUGGAAUUCAUCUAUAUGACGAGAUGGAGACUAAGAGGCGAAAACUUUCGGUGUCAGAACUGCUCAUCUUCGCAAGUCUGCUCACAGGAUGGCACUUUUUAUCAGUCCUAUCCUAUGGUACUUCAGUAUCGACCUAGAAUUGACUUCGGUUAGACCAAAGGGCCAGAUCCCACUGAGAUGAAUCCUGCACUAUUUGUUUACCCAUCGACAGAUUGCACAAUGAAUGGAUGUGCCUGGAUUAGGGGGACACAACCAGAUUUUCAGCAUGCAAAUAAGGACAUUGUCUUUCUUAAAAUUGUCAGUUGCAUCUUUGUUGUUUCUAUUAGAGCAAGCCAAGUGCCAUUCUGCUACUGAAAUGUGCAUAAGAUAUUUGUGAAUUUUACAAGUGUGCUGCAAAUCAUAGCCAAAAUCAUGAAGUGUACAGUCAAGAUUCAAAAGCUAUGGAAUAUUUUUGCUUGUGUGUUAGAAAAUUUUUAUGGUCCUAAUAUUGAUUACACUAGCAAAAUGGCAAAGUGCUCAUUCCAUGUAGUGUUGCAGUUUCACACACUUACUAUUUUACUGAAUAUUGUUGUUUAAAUCAUAGAGUACUGUACAAAUAGCUAAGGAUUAUACCUUGAAGAUAUUUUGUAUAGAAAAUAUAUUUAGAAAAGUGGUGAUUGUGCCACUACCUUUUUCUUGAUAAGCUUCUCAUGGGUCCAGGUAUAGCUCACUCAUGAGUGUGCAAGAGUUCUUUUGUAGUGAAUGAAGAUUAAUUACCCUUAACAAGAGAUGUUUAACAUGAUAAUUCAAAAAAAGUAAUUUUAAAUUGUCUAAAUAGACUCUGCCAAUAUUGCUUAAAAGCAUAGCAGCCUUUGUGAUUGCACUUUUCUAUGGCUACCCUAAAGAUUGGAAUUUGGGAUACAGCUAUUUUUGGAAAAUGGCUUCUGGUCAGGUUACAUUUCUUCUAAUAAAGCCUUCAUAAAAAUGAAGUUAAAAUAAUUUAUCUAUGAAACAAAUUUCACUGUUGGGUUACAGCCAAGGCAAAAUUUACACAUAGUUAUUGCACUUCAUGGUAAGCACUUCCUUUUAAGAUUGGGUGAAGGACAUGCUAAGAAAAAAUAACAUAGCUUUAAUUACAUUAUAUAUCUCUUGUGACUAUCUGGGGCUUAGAAUUCAUUGUAGAAAAUUUUCACUAGUUGAAGCCACGUCAUAAAACUAUUUCCAUAAAAUUAGAGGCAAUGCAAUACUGAAGAUAAGCAGUCUGACCAAAAUAAUUGUUCGGAUCAUUGUUUUUUCCUAAGAUCUGGUAGUGCUGGAUAGAAGAGUGAUUGUUGCCUUAGGUAUUGCAAGCAAAAUUGUUCAAGUAUAGAAUGUUUAUUGAGGUUUCUGGUAAUGUUGCAGGGAGCAUAGUAAUGCAUGUUUCCUGUAGUCUUCCAUUGUCUUUGCUCUGCUUAAAAAUCAAAUGAGUUUUUAACUUCAAAUUCUGUGGAGAUAUCUGUAGUUCAGUACCUUUAUAUAAUUUCUACUUAAUACACACCUGCUAGUAUUGUAGAUAGCUAUUUACUUUCCUAUGCCUUUUGCAUACAACAGAAAAGAACCAAAUCAACUUUUCAGAAGCUAAUCUAGUCGUACUUAGGACAAAGUGAAAAUUCUAUCUUGAAAACCUUGGAAUCAGGUAUAAAAGAUAGAUGCAAGGCUAUAGCUCCUUUUUAAAUGUAUAUUCACGUACAUUAGUAUGUUUCUGUAGGAGAAGCGUGUACAUUGUGGAUUAAAUCUGGCCCCCUUAGAGUUUGCAGGAGUUGUAAUGUUGGUGACCUGAGGAAUCCAUACAUAGUUAGGUUAAGUCCUGCCAUUGCACUCCAAAGUCCCUAUGACAUGCAGAAAUAAAGAUGCUGUUGGUAGCAGUCUGUUUAGGAAACCUGCCAUUGCAGGUCAAGGUUGCACAUAUUGUGCAAAUGCCAAUGAACCUAGGGAAGCAAAAUGUUCAGGAAGCUGCUGCUCCCUUCUGCAGGCAUAACGUACUGACUGGUACAGGUGCCGCUUCGCCCACCCUGUGGAUGGGAACAGGGCCACAUGCUGGCUGCAGGAAGUGGUCGUCUUUUUGUCCACAUGGUGUAUGAGGUGCUGCUACUUGACAGAUGUGAGAAGAGACUCCGUGUAGGGAGGGAACUGCUCCUUUGCAGAGAAAAAGUUCUUCGUGUGCAUGGAGGUCCUCCUCUUGGAGCAGCUUGUCAGAUCAGAGCAUGCAUUCUAAUUGCAAGUCAUAGUUACCUUUAGUAUAUACAAUUGUUUUAUAUGGUAUAAAUAGGAUAUUAUUUGUAAAUAUUUACAUGCACAUGCAAAUGACACCUUACAGUUUUUUAUAUAUUUCACGUGUUUUUAUACCAGAAUUUUCACUGUAGAUUCACCUAACGUAAAAUGGCUGUUUCAGUUCAUCAUGAAACAAUACUACUCUUAAGCAUAAUUUCUGCUUGGUUUGGGGGACAUUUUUUUUUUUCUCAAGAAUUGCUCUUGCUGUUUUGACAAAUUUGAACAGAUUUGAUGGGGAAAAAGAAAAAGAACAACACGUUAUUUGUAAUCCAUUUUCAGUUGUCUUACACAGAAGUUUUCAUCCAGCGAGCAGGACCCUUGAAAUUUGAUUACUGUGUGAUGUCUUCUGAAUGACAUCCCAAUAGAAGAUUUGAUGUCUAAUGACUUUCUGUAUUCACAAUUCAGAGAACCAUGAAUUAGGCUUGAUCAAAAUUGGAUACUGUUAAUUCAUGGUAUUUUUUGGAUGUAACUUAAAGGUAGUUUACAGAAGACAAAUCUUCAAUUUAAGUAUGGAAAAUACAGACAGAUAUGAUUUAAUGUUCCCAGCUGAGAAUUAUGGCCUUAAAUGCUUUUAAAUGCAUAUAAUCUAGCCAACUACCUACAAUUUAUGCAUUUCUGAUUUGAUGGCACAGCGCCUGAGUGCUGUUCUACUUUAAUAGUUUUUGUAGCAGUGAAGUGCCAGUGAAAUACAUAUCUUAACUGGGCAGCUUGUAUAACACAGGCAUCGCCUUUUUUACAGGAAAAUUCUCUUCUGUAUAGUACGUAUGUGCCAUGUGUCCACAGAUAGGCAUAUUUGAUUCAUUUGUGCCAAUUAAAAAUACCUGAACAACAUAGGAAUAUGAGAAUGCAUGUACAGAUUCCUGUGUGCCAAAAAUGGAGUAAGUGGAACGAGUCGUAAGCGUUCUACUAGAACUGCACCAUAUUCCGUCACAGAGCAGAUUACUGUAUACAAUGCACACUUUCUGAACAUAUCCAUGACAAAGUGUCACCGCUGCAUGUUUGUAAAGAAUAGGAAUAUAAAAAGUGUUGCUGCAACUGUUUUUCUUAGGCUUUCCCGUAUUGUCAGUACCUAGCUGCAGAAGAAUAAGACCUAAAAAAUUUGACACUACUACCUAACCUUGCUGUCUCUUAUUUAGCACAUUUUUUUGGUGCUUUUUUUUUUUUUUUUUUUUCCUGAAAGAGAAAAAUUCUCUCUGCUUUUGUUUUGGGUAACACGCUAAUGAAAGUUUUAAGCAACUUCUCAUUGGGCAUAGCUGUAUGCUGCAUUUGUCUAGUAACAAACUAGCUAGAAUUUACAAGUGAGAUCCAAUAAAAUCUCAAACAGUAUAGAAUUCGAUAAUCAAUAAACGUAUUUUCCAUCAUGCCUUGCUACAGUGCUCCUAGCUAAGGGCCUAGCCCUUUAAAACACAUUUUUAUUUGGAUGAAAUACCAAAUAAGAUUACUACAAUAAUCUUAAGUGACUCAUCACUACUGUACUUACUGCUCACAUGAGUGCUUCUGGGGCUUCUGGGAUUUGGGUCCUAGCAGUAUGCAACGCUCUAAGUAUAUUGGGCAUACUCAGCUAGCUUGCAGCUAUUAUGCAAAAAAUAAUAAUAAAUAUAAAAAAAAAAAAUCCAAAAAGUAUUCUUUUGACUUUACUGAAAAUGUUAUAUAAAGUGCCUGAUUAUUAAUACAGAAUAUAUUUUAAAACCAUUAUUUGCAUUUGGCAGGGUAAUAUUUCCUUCUGUAUCUUAUCAAUGGUCUUAAUAUUUUCAGCAAGAAUAUUUCAUAAUUCUUCUGUACUGAGAAGCCUUCUUUCAUGUGAAACAAGCAGAAAAAUAAAUGUUCUGACAGUUUUUUUUUUCAAUUUCAAAUUAUCUGUCUCAGUAGAAACUAUAUGAAAAGAAUACUUUUAUAUUAAAAUUAUUUCAUUUUCUGUGUGAGGUGACCUUGAAUUCUGAAUCCUGAUCUUUUUUCUCCUAGGCUCCAAAGAUUUGACUCUACUUUUCUCUGCUGCAGUUAUCAAUAACAGUUCCAGUAUAUCUGUAGGAGAAGAGAUUAUCACAUUCUUUUUAGGCGUAAGCUAGACUCUUCUUCUCCACUGCAGACAAAGUGAUGGUGCAGAGUUCCCAUCUCAUCCAUUCUACAUGUAAUUUUUAGGCAUGGCUUUGUAAGAGAAGUAAAGAAUUUCUCUGCUCCAUUCUAAAAUUACAAAAAGUGCUAGUGUUUAGUCUUUAAUUGAACCAAUCACUGAAUUGUAUUGUUCCUUUUGCUUGCAAGAGAAGGAAUAGUCUCCAGCUCUGCCAGGUACUACAGCUGGUAGAAAUUCUGUAGAAUAGACAGUUGUUCAAAACCAAUUUUAAGUCACAAAAUAAACGUACUGAGCCCUGUUUAUAGAGGGGCUGCAUAAAAUACUGGUCAAAAAUAUAGAAUAAUCAAACUCUUUUUUUAUCCUGGAAAAGACCCAAAGCAGUUAAGACAUGUUCCUAUCCACAGCAAGUAUAUAAACAUUACAGAGAUGCUUAAAUCAAGAGUGUGGUCCAAUUUCUUCACUUAACCUAGACAAGCUGAAAGCAAGUGCUCAAGAAAGUGAAUAAUUAUAAAAGGUUGUUUUGAUAAUUAAUUUGCCCUUACAAAGGGACAGUCACAUAGGUACAGCCACUACUAAUAUGGAAUAAUGUGUGGCAUGUCCAUUCACAGUUACAACCCAACAAAUCUUCUGGUCUUGUAGUAUAAAAAUAGUGUCAUAGCUAAAAUUGAACAGGAUGGAGAUUCUCUUAAGAGCCAGAGACUAUUAAAAGAGUUUGCAGAAGAAAGCAAAGCAAAACAAACCUAGACUAUGUGACAGACCUCCUUUUGCAGUACAGAUACUAAAUUGCUGAUUGUUAUGACAGCAUCUUUUUGGACAGAGGGCACACCUGAACUGAGUCCAGAAAAGCUCCACAGCGUCAGUUUUCUAGCUCUGAGAGCCAGCAGGUGACACUCUGCAUCUCCACUGCAUGUCUUAGAACAAGUUAGAAGCAGGUGCCACCCUGACAUGAAAAAAGCUAAUGCUUAAUGCCAAAGAAAUUCAUGUUUUCUUUUGGAAUUAAGUUAGUCUCUCCUGGAUUUCACCAAAAUGUUAGUAGUUCUGCAUUUUGAAUCCUUUAUACCCAAUUUAAAUGAGAUAAUGCUUCCACGAGGUGUUCAGCUAGAUAAGUUUGUUUGAGGAAGGGUCACAGUCUACUGGAGCAUGUUCCAGGAUGGAUUCCAAGAUUCAAGGAGUUUGAUUCAUGCUAAAGGAAACGUGAAAAGCUUCCAACUGCUCCAACUACUAGUUUUAUGACGUAUGGGGAGUCUAGUCUUCAGGCCUCAGUUGAAAUGUCCUUUUGUAGGGAUGUCCUCCAAAAGACUUGUAAUAUUUUUUCUUCGAAAGCAGAUCUGUUUACUUUUUUUUUUUUUUCCCCACUGCUAUACUGCCCAUAGAUCAGGUAAAAACAUCAGAUUCCAGAAUAGGAAAUAUAUUUAAGGAUUUCUAAGUAAGAGAUUCUUCCACCCAAGUGAUGUGAUAUACAUCUUCUGAAGUCAGGUAGCUUGCUAACACAGUUUAAAAGGAUGUUGUUUUGCUCUCUCUAGCAAGCAGCUUAAAUCCACACAGUGCUGGUGUGUGCCAUUGAAAUGGAAGAGCUCUGUAGACUGGUAGAAAAGCCCAGGCUACCUUUUGUACCUGUACAGAACCAGAGAGCUGGUUCAGGAGACUCAGGAUGGAGGAGACAUUCUGGAAUUAAAUGUGUCUGCAAGUGGAUUUUUUUUUCUAAUCACAUUAAUUUUAACCAAAGAGAGGCAUUAGUUGGAAUUUGCAUGUUUAUCUAAACCAUACAGAGUACUUUUAUUUGAAGUAACAUGUAUUUUUAGAAAAAAUAAUAAUAAUAAUAAGUUUUAACAAUGUGACAGAUAACAGGGUGAGAUGAACAGAAGUAGUUACUGUGCAUUUUCCUUUUUGUGAUUGUGAGUGGAUGGCAAAAUAAGGGUUAAGAGUUGCUAUGCCAGAUACAAGAUUGCUGCAACAGUAAAACAUUUGUGCUGCUAGUUAACAUACUGAGGUUUGUGUUACAAAUGAAGUUGUAAUAAUGAUGUUUAUUAUCAAAGCGAGAGGCACAUAUUUUAUGAUGGUAUUCUACUCCUAAAAUUGUGUUUUGUAUUAUAGCAUAUUAAGUAAAUAGACGUUCUUGCUCUUGUCUCAUGAAUUUUGAUGCAGUAAAAUGAAACUUGUCCCCUUUUUACUGAAAACUGUAACAUAACUAAUUGAUUUUAAAAUAUUCUUUGUUGUCAGAUACUUAGUUUGUUCACAAAAAAAAAAAAGUUUCUUUACAAAACAAACAAAUUAUUUUUAUGGAUAAUCUGAUUGCCUAAUAGUUUUAAAGGACUUAUUUAAUACCAAAGGUAAGCCACCCAGAAACUGACUUGGAAUGAGGCACUGGAGCGCAGAGGUGGAGAGCUACGUCUGGAGCUGGUCCAGCAGAACUCCCUGGUGGUGACUGUGUGUGUCACCAGCUCACGGGGUCAGGCGUACCUAGAAAUUUCCAAAACAAACUAAAAAACAAAAACAGGACUAGUGUAAAGUUAACAGACCUAGAGUAGCUCUGUGAGUAUAGCUAAUGUUCAAAAAGAGCACAAAGGCUUGCAUUACUGAUGUGUCUGCUAUACCUGGCCUGUGAACUAAUCAAAUACUUUGGUGUGCUGUCAAUCCUGUAAACCUUCCGAAGCACAAAAUAUUCACCAAGCUACUUUUGGGUUUUCUAGUUGUAGUUCAGUGAUAUUUUGGAGGGUAGAAAGGACAGACUUGGAAGAUAAUGAGAAAAUAUUGUGUUUUACAGAUUUUUAUAGAUAUUUUUUUAGCAAAUGGCAUUGCUGUCCUCAACAUGAGACCACUGAUUAGCAAGAAGUCAAUUAUUUUACUUGUGCAGUAUAAAAUACAAUAAUGAAAUCUAAAUACCCUAACUUCCUUUUCCAGAAUAGUGAAUAACUAAACUGGAAAGUAAUAGGACAAGUAAAUUAUUUAGCUGACUGAAAUAUUUAAUUCUAAAAACUUACCGGUAGUAAUUUUUUUCUCAAAUACGAGCUUCUUUAAAUAAGCAUGAAGCAGUGCAUCAUUUUUUCCCUUAUUGCAGACUUUUUUUUUUUUCUUUUUUUUUUUUUUUUUUUAAUGCAGAGCCUGAAUUGUCGGAUGUUCCAGGCUCCUGAAUACAUCCUAUAGAGUUAGUCUCAAUGGAUUUUUUUUGGGAUGGGGGCCUAAGUGUCCUUAUAUAAGCUGUGAUCCAAGUUAUGAUAAGAAAGGAGCCUAUGGUGAGCAGUAAUAAUGUUCUAAUGCUUCCUUGCAUUUGAUCAGUAGCUAUUGGUUUUUAAUAUAACAGCCCUCACAGUACUUAGGAACUCAUAGAACGUAUUGCGUUGUUAUGUUGCUAAUUUGUUUUAAAAUAUAAAAUGUUUUAAGCUUUUUGUCAAAAGUGAUAACACCAUAUUACAAAUAAACCUUUUUGUGGUUGUAAAAUUUAGCUUAUAAAUCAUUCAAAUUGAAGUGAAAAAACACAGGUCAUUGUUAAUGACAGUCUAUCCUACUAUUAAGAAUAUAUGUAUUUUUGUAAAGGAAAAGCACUUGUAGAUAUUUAAUCAGUCCAAUAUCUAUCUAUGUUAAUGUUUUGGAAAAAAAAAUGCUGCUUAGAGAAUCACUUACAUAUUUUUAUUUGUUGUGCUCAGAUGCAUUUUCUGUUGAUUUUAUGGAAUGUUUAUUCUGUGUGAAGCUGUAUAGUUAGUACAGCUGGGCUAAAUGCAUUUCUUACCUGAACUUAAUGAAAUGGAUAUCACUCUGCUAUCACAUAUUCUGUCCUAUCAGAAACCUGUUUGCAAAACAUAGAUUGGUGGUGCUGUUUUUCAUCUUUGAUAUUAGCUUCAUCCUGCCUUAGAUCAUUUCUACUUCAUAAUAAUUAUAAAAAUACUAGCAGACUUUUGUGGUGUUUGUGUUUUAAUAGAUGUUUUAGGGCAUAUUUGGUUAUUCAGUUAUAUCUUAUUAUACUUACGAGCAUUUAUAUAAAAGAGUGACAAAAAUUUACAUAUGGUAUUUAAAAUGUGGUUUUCCCCCAGAUGAAAAAUGUGCCAGAUUAAUCCAGUUUAAUAAUUUUCUUCCAAAGGAAACUACUGCCAGGUACAUGCAUGGAAUUUGAUUGCAUUUCUAAAGUUUAUGAGCAUUUGUACAAAUAGUGGUGUUUGUUUGUUUGUUUUUAAUCCAGAAUAAUUCAUUUCUUGUAACAUUUUGAGGCUAUUCAAAACAUCAUGCUUAACUAUAUUUUGACUCAAUAUAGUGGAUUUACACAGUUUCAAAAAAAAAAAAAAUCAAAACAGAAUUUUAUUGGAGUACUAGUAGAGACUGGUGACCACAUUUGUUUGUAGUUACUCAUGUACAGUCCAAAUUUAAUUUACUUGUUUCCGUGGGAUUCUACAGGGUCUUCUCAGUGGUUAAAGUCUUCAGUGGAGUUACUUCAUGUAGUUCUCAUUGUAGCAAAGACACGAAAUGGCCCAGAGGUCCCACUUCCUCACUGAAUUUUCUUUCAUGGUUGGCUUGUUCAGUGUCUAACCACUACUGUUUAAAUUUAAUCUUUUUAUAUUAACCUUCCUGUAAGUAAAUAAAUUUUGCAACAUUCAAUGUAUACACUAGCAGUAGUUUCAGUGAGUAAAUACUUGCAGAAUGCUGAGUAAAUACUUGCAGAAUUGUGAAAUAAGUGGAGAAUUUCACUUGAACUAUGAAUAUUUGUCAUGAAAGUAUCGUAUUAAUAUGCAUGCUUCACAAAGAUCUGUGAGUGAUCAGUUUCUAAUGUGCUUUCAUUGUUUGAAUAUUGUACAUAUUUAUAACUUUUCUCAAGAGCUAAUUUACAUAUGGAUUCAUUGGGGGUCAACAUCUCAGGGUCCACAAAGUAGCAUUUUAAAAACUUAAAUCCAUUUGAGCUUUGAAUGCAAUACCAGUAUUGCAGUCUUGUGUUUCCUAAAGAACCAAAUACUUCAUGUUUCAAAGUGUUUAAAAACAUUGUAAAUUUCAUCGAGUUCUACCAAUGGAAUAUUUUUUCAUAUCUGCUGAAAUCAUUAGAAACUGAGUUGUGGCCCUGGAAAAAAUGAGAUGCCUAUAACUGAGUUAGCACUGGAGAGCAAUUUAACAAUUAGGUAAAUGAAGUGCUGGCACUAAUUUCUAUUUUGGCAAAAAGCUGUGGAACUGUCAUUUGGUGCAGAGUGAAGUGUGCAUGUUUGAAGAUACAUCUACAUUUGUAAAGAAGGUUUAUUUUAGAGCAGUAGCUCACGCAAACCCUGUAAAUGGACUUAUUCAAAACUUGUGUAUUAAAUAUGAUUGAUAUGUAAUAUUUAUAAUUAUGUAACUGCUUGUAAGUUUCAGUACCAGUGAUCUUACAUUGAGUGCUUCAUGCUAAUGUCAAGAAUGUUCACAGCACCUUUAUAACCACUGAUAACAAAUUGCAAUUUGGUAUGACCCAUGUGCUGCAAGAUGCCUCUAGCCCAGUUGGAUUAAUUUUAUAAAAAAUCUAGAUGAGCAAGAAGUAUAACUAAUCUGCUUACUAGCACUGAAUUGCUCCUUUCUCAAAGCAAUAAAUAUAUUCAUGUUGUAACAUCUGUUGUGCAGCCUACAUUCGAGUUGUUUUGUUGCAUUGUUUCUAUAUAAUUUAUUUUGUGCAAUAAAAAAUCUCUGGUUUUAUCUGA